Molecule: messenger RNA, 339 nt
Organism: Necator americanus (New World hookworm)
Lineage: Eukaryota; Metazoa; Nematoda; Chromadorea; Rhabditida; Ancylostomatidae
Exons: 1
Coding region: 1-339 (112 amino acids)
Source: RefSeq, a predicted model, not a curated record
AUGUACAAAGUUUUAGGACGGAUUAUUUCGGACCGACUUAUUGGGAGUCACGAAGACUUAACGCGCGAAAAGCAAGCUGGCUUUCGUCAUGGCCGACCUACGAUUGACCAGGUGUUCAUUGCCAGGAGAGUGAUCGAAAUCUGGCAGCGGUAUUCGAAGCCAAUGCAACUAGCGUUUUUGGACUUUGAAGCCGCGUUCGACCCUCCUCAUCGAGGCCGUCUUCUCAACGCGCUCCGCGCCGGCGGAGUAGCAGGAAAGUUCGUUCGCUUGCUUGAAGACAUGAAUCAACGAACAACUGCUGCAAUUCGAACACCAGUCGGAUAUAAAAGUGGUCAUUGA